This is a messenger RNA of Aethina tumida (small hive beetle), 2215 nucleotides long. It is a transcript of the gene asun, whose product is annotated as integrator complex subunit 13. The transcript has 5 exons. Gene Ontology annotation, biological process: regulation of mitotic cell cycle; centrosome localization. Lineage: Eukaryota; Metazoa; Arthropoda; Insecta; Coleoptera; Nitidulidae. The record is from RefSeq and is a predicted model, not a curated record. Gene Ontology annotation, cellular component: integrator complex. The coding region runs from base 49 to 2136 and encodes 695 amino acids.
AACCACUAAAGAAAAACCUAACCUGAUAAUCAUUAAAUGUAGACGAAAAUGGGUUUCAGUACAAACGACAAAAUGUUUCCGUCCAACCACAAAACAAUAUUCGUAUUGGAUCAUACACCGUAUUUCGGCAUAUCGUGCGAAAGUGCUAUAGAAUUCGAGUUUCUGAAAACCCGGACUCCCGGUUACAUUCCCGUCAGCCCCAUUACCAAAUCUCUAUGGACUCUGAGCCUGGAAUCGGCGGUGGAAUACUGCCGAAUAGUGUGGGAUUUGUUUCCCUCAGGAAAAUUGGUUAGAUUUAUAGCCAGCGACAUGGCUGCUAAUAUUAUAAACACAUGGAACCCUUCACAUCAGAAUCUCUUGCACAUAAUGAAUGGGAUGUCUUUUAUUGGUGUACCACCAAGUUUGGCACCGAGCAGAUCCCCCCAGCAAGACUACACGAUUUUGCAUGGCCUGCGAUCUGCGGUCGAAGUCGCAACGGAAUUCACGGACUUGCAGAAAGAAAAGAUCGAACAGAAUGAUGGACAACCAAUUCCAAAUCGAUGUCGUGUUAUUUGCAUCACGUCUGCGAGAGACAAUGAGAGUAUGAAAAGAUUGGAGGAGAUCUUUCUCAGUGUGCUAAUACAACAGAAUAAAGUUGUUGGUAACUCAGAAACCUUGUUGAAAAUUGAUCACUGUCACUUGGUUAUUAUAAAUACAUAUCCAGUGAACAUUGUAUCACCAGUAAACAAUCAUCCUCCAACUGUACUGUCACCAAUUUUAACGACGGAAGUGCAUUCGCUAAAAGCCCCCCUAAUACCCAACAAACUGUCAUCCCUGAUAUUGGAACACUACAAUUUGGCCAGUACAACCGUAACUGGUAUUCCAAUGAAGGAAGAACAAAACGCAAGUUCUUCUGCUAAUUACGACGUUGAAAUUUUUCAUGCGAGCGACGCCCAUACCGCUAUUUUAAAGGGCAAUCCCAUAGAUUCUGCUGCAUGUAGGACUGUGAAGGAGGGACACGAAUACGAAACGGUGACGCUGAAGUGGUGUACACCAAGAGGAUCGACGGGUUCGGAACAGUUGCAAAAUUGCAUUGGCAUGCACCGAAUAACGCCUGUGGAUGUUAAUUCGAGGCCAUCAUUGUGCCUGAUAAAUUUUCUGUUAAAUGGCAGAUCCGUCAUGUUGGAAAUGCCGAGGAAAUCUGGCGGAAAAAUUACCAGUCAUUUGUUGGCCUCGCAUGGCGGUGAAAUUUUCAUCCACACCCUUUGCACAGCAAGAUCAGUAUUGGAAGAUCCACCAUCGAUAUCGGAAGGAGUUGGGGGUAGAGUUACGGACUACCGUAUCACAGACUUUGGACUGUUUAUUAAACAAAAUACGUUACUACCCAUUAAAUCUAGCUUAAUAGACAAAGACGCGCCUGCAAUUAACAAAAUGAAGACAAGACUGAACAGACAUACAAGAUAUUGGCCCCUUACCAUUAGUUCAACGGUAAUAUUUAAUCUUAAAAACUACAUAGAUCCUCUUCCCGGCCUGAUAACAAAGGAAAAAAUAACGGAUGAAGAGGUGUUUACGUGUAAAAAGGUAAUAUACAAUUUAAUAUCCCUAGAAUCUAAAAUGGAACCAUUGCAUCCAGCGAGCAGUGGCCAAAGAAUGAAGAGUGCCAAACGUGAAGAACAGUACAAAGCUAUGUGGAAUGAAUUGGAAAUGCUCCUGAAAAAUAAUUUGUACACUGAAAAUCACCGGAAUGUAUAUAGUUGCCUGUUGGAGUGUCACAAAUUUAAUUUCGAUGAAGAUAAGGCUGAAAAGGUCGAGUUGGACGACGCUUUGAGGGAAUUAGAUUUGCCUGGCCCCGCAAAAGCCGAUACGGACGUACAAAGAGCAUCUGUGAUAAGAGCGACGACGGAUUCGCCUAUGUCGCCUCCACCCUUAACAACUAUUACCCCCACAUUUUCGAAGACUGGAACGGGAAGAAACGGGGGCGUUCAUACGCAACCCCGUUCUCUCUAUGAUAUUUACGUGUCAAACUUGGAGAGCAAAAUUAAGUCCAGACCAGAGUUUCAUGGAAGACUGAAUGGAGAAAUGAAGGCCGCUCUAUAUCCCAAUCUUCAGGUUGAGGAAAGGGAUAGGCCCAGGGGAGAGGGAAUGGAAGUUGAAUAAAGUAUGUCAUGUGUGUACAAUUUGUAUGUGAACAUAUUUUUAUAAUUUUAUUUUAUGUCUAAUAAAUCUUUCAAAGUUA